Messenger RNA from Ostertagia ostertagi, 297 nucleotides. NCBI's taxonomy places the organism in Eukaryota, Metazoa, Nematoda, Chromadorea, Rhabditida, Trichostrongylidae. The record is from the annotation of a GenBank genome assembly.
AUGCGCUAUGUCUAUGUGGCGAUUGACUGUUCGCGAUCAAUGACAAGCAAAGUCUUACCACCAUCUCGAUUUUUCGUCACCAUGAAGAUUCUGAACACGUUUAUCGACAAGUUCUUCGAACAGAAUCCUAUUUCACAGUUAGGGAUAAUCAUUGUCAAAGACAAGAAAGCCGAACGUUUCGUUAGCCUCACAGGCAACGUCCGCGCUUUGAAGGACAACCUGGGUUCCUUAAAUGAAGCCAUAUGCAGUGGAGACUUCUCCCUUCAGAAUGCGUUGCAACUUGCUCUCACCAAUUUA